AUGGUUGGAGAUCGACUGCCGAAUCUGCAGCGGUACAUCGAUACUCAUCCGGGUGAAAAAAUUGCGUGCAACGGCUCAGCGCUGACGAUAAUCUUCUGUGAAAAUGCUACCUCUCUGGAUACGUGCGACCCGUACUUCAUGAACGCCUGGAGGAUGGGCGAGAUUCGAGAAAACCAGGCGAUCACCGGAUUGACCAGCAAUGCAAUUAAAGACAAUCUAUUCUCAAAGUACCUGAAAGCAGGUGGUAUUUUGUCACGCAAUUCAACUGCCGAUGAGCCAGAACCCAAUGCUGACCAAAUGUACGUGACCGCUGACAUGACCACGUCAUUCAUCAUACUCAUCGGCGUGUUUUUCCCGUCGGUUACAGGCAAGUGA
Molecule: messenger RNA, 375 nt
Organism: Soboliphyme baturini
Lineage: Eukaryota; Metazoa; Nematoda; Enoplea; Dioctophymatida; Soboliphymatidae
Source: the annotation of a GenBank genome assembly